AUGACAUCGGCUCUCACCAUAAUCUCCGUUUCGAAUCCCGGGAGCUAUGGCAGUAAGGAGACUAGUACCACAACGGAGACAGCUACUCACCAACACACUUACGACUGGUCCUCACAUCCUGAAGUUCAACAGGUUCCAGUUUCCCUACCAGCCCUCCCCACUGAUUUGAACACUGGAAAUGGAGCUCUAGCGCUGUUACUUAACACGGUAGAGGAUGCGACCCUUCCUGCCACCGGUACCAUGCCGCAAAGUUCUUCAAACAAGAAGAGAAAGAGGCCAACAACAGAGGUGAGAAGCGAACCCGGGGGUACUGCUCAGUAUGCCUACGACUGGUCCUCACAAAAUGAAAUCCCACCGGAUCUGCCGGUCUCCAAACUCGCUUCUUAUAUGAAUUUCGAGACAGAACAUGGAUUUGUGAUGAAACUAAAGGCGAAUCUUCUUUCCGAAGAUGCGACGCGGGCCGAACUGGAAACUCAUGCUCCAUUUGCCAGAACUAGUUCCUGCAAUCUUGACCACAUCGUCGACAGCAACGCCCGCACAGAAGCAAUGUUGGCCAACUACGGAACCAUAUUUUCGAAUUUUGAGACCCACGAUAGUGAUCACACCUUAUCGCAAGAUAUCAACCCUAUCGAUCUCAAUCAGUUGUUUACGGCACCAACGACUAACCCUAUCGAUCUCAAUCAGUUAUUUCCGGUACCAACGACCAACGAUGUCGAUCUCAAUCAGUUGUUUCCGGCACCAACGACUAACCCUGUCGAUCUUAAUCAGUUUAUAACAACCACCGGUGAUACCUUUGAUGAGAGGAUAUUAGCCAACUCGGACGGUAGAGCCUUCGAGCAGGGUGCAAUCAAUACGUCUACAAACAGCUCUUCUGGUCUUAGCAUGUUUAACAUACCAACCACGGACAUCCUCGAUUUGAACACAUCUGACAUGCCCACUAAUGGUAUCUUUAUCCAAAGACUGCCAGAUCACCAUUCAGACCAAAUUUCACCUAUAGGCAUAUCAUAUGCAUAA
Messenger RNA from Fonsecaea erecta, 1014 nucleotides. RefSeq lists its product as hypothetical. The transcript has a single exon. The record is from RefSeq and is a predicted model, not a curated record. NCBI's taxonomy places the organism in Eukaryota, Fungi, Ascomycota, Eurotiomycetes, Chaetothyriales, Herpotrichiellaceae. The coding region runs from base 1 to 1014 and encodes 337 amino acids.